GGUCUGAGUAAGAAGCUCGGGGUCUCCUCCUCAGUCCUGCAGGGGCUGUGGCUGUCCUACAGCACGGAGAGCCUAAGCCCCGCCCUCGCAUCGCUGCGUAACCUGUACACCCCCAACAUCAAGGUGAGCAGGCUGCUGAUUCUGGGCGGGGCCGAUGUGGAUCACCGUAGUGACGUCCUGAACGGCGCCCCCCUGCUGUGUGUCCAUGCUCACCUGGGACACGGAGACGCCGUGGCGCUGCUGCUCGACCUCGGAGCUCAGGUGGACGCUCAGACACAUGACGGUUUGACCGCGCUGGGAUUCGCCGCUGCAGCCGGACACCUGGACAUCGUCACCACGCUGAGUCAGCACGCCGCCAAGGUGGGACAUGUGGACAGCUCAGGUCGGUGUGUGUUGGUGCUCGCCGCUCAGCGUGGUCACCUGGAGGUGCUGCGCUUCCUGCUGAAGCGAGCGGACUGGAGCUGCACUUCCUGCUGCGGCCAGCGGGGGACAAGCAGGAGGGAGGCGCUGCAGCAGGCGCUGACCGCCGCCGCCAGCAUGGGACACCCCGAGGUGUUGUCGUACCUGCUGGAUCUCCCAGAGGAGGACGAGGAGGAGGAGGAGAGACCGGAGAUCAACACACCCGACAGUCUGUGGGGAGAGACAG
This is a messenger RNA of Plectropomus leopardus (leopard coralgrouper), 646 nucleotides long. Lineage: Eukaryota; Metazoa; Chordata; Actinopteri; Perciformes; Serranidae. The record is from RefSeq and is a predicted model, not a curated record.